Molecule: messenger RNA, 5215 nt
Organism: Dinoponera quadriceps
Lineage: Eukaryota; Metazoa; Arthropoda; Insecta; Hymenoptera; Formicidae
Gene: step
Product: cytohesin-1
Exons: 6
Coding region: 774-2093 (439 amino acids)
Biological process (GO): regulation of ARF protein signal transduction
Molecular function (GO): guanyl-nucleotide exchange factor activity
Source: RefSeq, a predicted model, not a curated record
UCGCGUAACGACUGCUGACGCGCGCGCCGCGGACGGUGUGUACGCUGGGCCGUCGGCUCUCCUCUCCGCAUCGGGUUUAUAAUCGCCUUGGGAAUGCGACCGCCUCGGCCGUUCUUCUACCUGCGCCUGAGGACAUAGAGCGCGCGAACAAAGACUACCGGGCGCGAGUGGUUUCCCUCUUGGACGGCGGGAUCUCGGAAUUUUCGGGCCUGCGUUCGCCACCACGUGCGGUCUUCCAGAGGAAUUCUUCCUUUCCUCUCGAGGAGAGAGAGAGAGAGAGAGAGAGGGGGGAGAGAGAAGAGUCGUUUCAUCCAACGAGGGGUACGAAACGCGAGAGGUGUGCCGAGGAGUCGAAGCGCGACGGAAUACCGCGUCGGUCUUCUCGAUUCCGAGUGAAAAUAUUCACCCGACGAUUCACCGCGAGCGAGGAGGGGAAUUCGCUCCGUACGAGCGAGCAACCGCGCGACGUGUCGGGGUGAAGUGUCGCCCAAGGUGCUCGCAGAGGGUCGUUGCACUUCCUGCGACCGGCCUACGCGUUUGUUGUCGCAUCGUCGUGCCGCGCGACCUUUGCACCAGCGUUCCUGUUACUUUGUCGGCGUGGACGAUGUCGCCCGGCCGUGGGGGCGAUUCCGGUGAACGUGGAGCACCUCGGGGCGCGUGUCAUCCGUAUUUCACACGGCCGGUGUGAAGAAGUGAGAGAAGGGGUGGUGAAAAACGAAGGGAGAGCAAAAGUGUGUGUGGGCACCUGCGUUCGCUGAAAACGGCCGGCGAGAAUGAUCUUCACCGGUCGAUCGGUAGACGCUUUGGACGAUGUGCGAGCUGCGGGCGAUGCGGCCGAUCUCCACGCGGGGGGGCGUCGGGACAUGAGCGCCGUCGCGAUCGCGUCCGGGUGGUUCUCCAGUCUACGGAGACCCGGCAAGAAGAAGAAGAAUAAUUACCAGAAGCAGCAGGCGAAGAGCGCCUGGGACCUCAGCGGCUUGUCCACGCAACUCAAAGAUGAACUGGGCGAAGUCGUGGCGGAGAUGGAAGCGAUGGAGGGCGGCGGGCUCACGGCCGACGAGACGAAACCGUCCAACAAGGCCAAGCAGACGUCGAUCGGCCGCAAGAAGUUUAACAUGGAUCCUAAGAAAGGCAUCGAGUACCUGAUAGAGCACAACCUGCUGGCGCCGACGCCGGAGGACGUCGCUCAGUUUCUCUACAAGGGCGAGGGCCUCAACAAGACCGCGAUCGGCGAUUACCUCGGCGAGCGACACGACUUCAACGAGCGCGUGCUCAGGGCCUUCGUCGAGCUGCACGACUUCACGGAUCUCAUAUUGGUGCAGGCCCUACGUCAGUUUCUCUGGUCGUUCCGACUGCCCGGCGAGGCGCAAAAGAUCGAUCGCAUGAUGGAGUGCUUCGCUCAAAGGUACUGCCAACUAAACCCAAAUAUCUUUACCAAUACGGACACCUGUUACGUGCUGAGCUUCGCCAUCAUUAUGCUGAAUACAUCGUUGCAUAAUCCGAGCGUCAAGGAUAAGCCCAGUGUGGAGCAGUUUAUUUCGAUGAAUCGGGGGAUUAACAACGGCGGAGACCUGCCGCGAGAGCUGCUCGUGAGCCUAUACGAAAGCAUAAAAACCGAGCCUUUCAAAAUACCGGAGGACGAUGGGAACGACCUGAUGCACACCUUUUUCAAUCCGGACAAAGAAGGUUGGCUGUGGAAGCAAGCAGGCGGACGUUACAAGAGCUGGAAAAGACGGUGGUUCAUAUUGAACGACAAUUGCCUGUACUAUUUCGAAUACACCACGGACAAAGAACCACGUGGUAUCAUUCCGCUAGAGAACAUUCAGGUCCGCGAGAUUCAGGACCGACACAAGCCGCAUUGCUUCGAAUUGUACGCCGCCGGUUCCGAGUUCAUAAAGGCGUGCAAAACCGACAGUGAGGGGAAAGUCGUUGAAGGAAAACACACCGUAUACAGGAUGUCUGCAGCUACCGACGAGGAGAAGGACGAAUGGAUCAAGUGCGUGCGACAAAGUAUAUCGCACAAUCCCUUCUACGACAUGCUGGCAGCACGGAAGAAAAAGGCACAGAAAACCAAUGUACACUCGAAGAGUUAAGCGCUGCCAUGAGCCGGGUUUCGAGAGAAGCUCGGCGAAUUAGAAGACUGCUUAUUCGCGAUCCAACGUUACAUACAAACUGUAUCGUCGGAUACACAACCAAAUCGUACGAUGGACUCAAAAAUCCGUCGAGAAGGGGAGAAAAAGAAGGAGGUAGUAGAGCAGGAAAAAGAGCGAAAGCACGCCGAAAGCGUUCGAAGAAAUUCUGGUGGGCACCAGUGGACGCGGUGUCAUAGAGCAACGUGAUACGAGAUAUCGCCGCGCAGCGUGUGCUUGCAAUACGUAGAACACGACACAUUAAAGGUAACGUACGUCGUUUCGUAGACUGAGUGAGUACGGGAUACAGAAUUGACGUUCACGUGUAUCCCACGAGUGCGCGACAUUGAUAGCUAGAUGAAGAUUACAUUAACGAAGAGAACACACACGAGGCUGCUGCUGCUGCGAUUACACACGUGCUAAGCGCCGACGUGACACAACGUGUGACGCGCUCGAGCAUUGUAUUUGUAUAAAGAGGAUAUUGCUUCGGAGAGGCCUAUAGAUAGAUAUUACCAUGGAUUCUCACAUACGGACUGUCUACAAAGACGACUUCUUCCUUUCCGUUCUUUCGCCGUAGAGAAAAUGAGACCUACGCGCGGUGUCACACGGGACACAAGAGUCCGUGCGCACAAUGUAAGCGACAGUAAGUGAUACCUAUACCACGCCGGUUAAUUGACAGCAGAAUAGUGUGCGAGCAGAUGUAAUGUUUAUUUAUUCCAUCCUUUCGUCGUACCCCGCUGAGGGAGAAAGAGAGAGUGUCAAUAAUCUCGAGUGUUGUUAACGUUGUAAUCGCCCAAGAUAGACACCAUUAAUGUUCUCGGCGUCGUAUCUAGCAAUAUAAUAUCACGCGAGAUGCGACUUCUGUGAGGGGAGCUGUAGCAGCUAGGAGAACGGAACGAGUUUCAUUUACCGACAGCUCUUCCGGGAUCGUCAUCACGUUGAAGCUCCACCCAACCUUAGGAAGCUGGCGAGAGACGCUUUGAGAGAUUUUCUACGAGACACAAGUAGUAUGAUCGUUCCGUGUAAAUAAGAAAACCACGAUAUUCCCGCAAUCUCCGAUUACACGAGGAAGAAAACGAGUAAAGGCAAGCGCAACCGAUAGAAAGAUACGUUCAUGUGAUAAUUAUAUUCAUCGUGUAUUUAUUUGAACGAACACAUGUACAAAUGUAUGAAGCUCUGAGUGAUACGUUCUUAGCAUGAGACGCAGUUCUCUCGGACGUAUUCCUGCUUUAUAUAAUUCACGAAUGUAGCAUGAUUAAUCAACUGAAGUUCGGUUUGAUUCGUGAGAUACGUACAUACACAUACACACACAUGUACGAUUCAGUGUAGCUAUUAAUGCGCACGCUAAGUUCGAACGACAUUUUGCUGAGAGAUCUGACGGGGGGAGGGAAUCUGCGACUCGAUCGUUUUUUGUUUAAGAGGUGGAGAAUCAAAACACGAGUGAGAAGAGUGGAUUUUAUACGAGGUAUAUAUGUAAAUACGAAAGGUUUGCAAGGUCGUUGAUCCUGCGUAGCUCUCUUGCGUUAUUUCCCGGGGAGGAAAGUGAGCAUCGUGAUUUCGUAGGAGAAUACCCCCCGCGUGAGUGUGUUUCAUCUCUUGAAAUAGAACCUUCACAAUUCCUUACUUCGCGAAACUCCCCUUCUUUAGCACCCGAUGUACUAUUUGCGUGCUCAGCUAGUGAGAAAUUAGCGACAGAGAAGCAGGUGCCUUUGAGAUCGUCGAGUUAGUCGUUAUAGCUGACCCGUCAUGACACGAGCGACUCGAAGGACACUUUCCUUGGUUGCGUGCGAGGGAAGGCAGACAUCGAAAACGCCUUAUUAUGAUACGUUAGAUAAUUAAACGAGACAUUAGUAAUCGUAGAACAGAUAAUAAUAAUAAUUGGUGAUGAAUAGCGUGUACUUUUUUUAACGUCACACGCUGCACUCAAAGAGACGUAGACUUCGCUCGCCCUGUAAUCGCAAUGUUCUUUAACCAAUAAUAGAUUCGCGGAGAAGACAUUUUUAUAACGAUAUUGAGGACACACACACACACACCUGCCGAGAUCGCGGAUCUUUCGGUUUGCCCGGCGUUACAUUCACUCUCUUGCAUGUAGAAAGUGUUUUCGACACAUAUGUCUAGUAAUACUAAAUAUCUCACCGUGACAAGGUGUACGUUCAUUCUCGUCGAUACGUGACCUCGAGACGUUUCUUUCGCAGACGCCCUGCUUCCCGAGAGCCACAUGGACAAUAACACAUUGCGUUACAUCAGAGACCUAACCGUAAAAUUGUGAAACGCGUGGUCGAUAAGGUGAAAGUGUGUGAGAGAGAGAGAGAGAGAGACGAUUAUGUCGAGAAUUUUCUUUGAAAUCGGUUUGCGAAUUUUUAAGACUUCUUCGUGCGAUGGCUUGUUAAGCUGUCGUUGUAAUAUAUUCUGCGUCGGAUCUAAUUCAGAAGGAUCGAGAUUGAUUGAUUAUUUGUGCUAGUACAUAGAUUUUGUAUAACUCACGAGGAUAAUCGGACUAUCUCGUCCGUGUUUCGUCGCGGCACCUUUGAUGAGAAAACGUUUCGUGGAUCCAUGUGUGCGCGUACCAUAGAUUUAUCGACGAGCGUGGUGUUUCGCAGGUAUUUCGUAGUCACUCUCUGAGAAAUCGGUGACUGAUGUAAUUAUAACUUCAGUGAAACACGCCACGAUAAAUCUAUGAUACAUACUCGAACGAACGUUGUACAUAUAAAUUUCGAUAAAUCGUAAGCAUAGCUACAAUAUAUAUAUAUAUAUAAAUAUGUGCGUGUGUGUGUAUGUAGGAUAAAGUUACUUUGUCUCUUUUCUCUUGUAACUCGAUUUGUAAUUUUACUCUGUGUAUAUUUCGUUGUAAAGUACAAAGAUAACGUAUGCGUAAGGGAACGUUUGGAAUUCUGUAUUAGCAAAAUAAUUGAUCGAAUUUAAGGAUUGUAUAAAGAAACUGUACUUUAUUAGUAGAAAAUUUGUACAUUUUGUUAUAUAUUAUUUGAUAAUUAUCGUUAUGUAUACAUAAUGAAUCGUAUCGUGUAUUUAGAAGACACAAGUGUGUAUUUAAUUUAAAUGUAAUUAAUAAAUUUAUUUCUAGCAGA